CAUGAAAUAAAGGAGUACUUUACACCAAAGGACCUACGGAUUGGAAAUACUAUUGUAAUCUUUGGUAGAGCGUUUCUCAUCUACGACUGCGACAACUUCACCAAGGCCUGGUAUUAUCAAAACUUUGGUCUAACGGAAUUCAAACCCGUCCCAGUUGAUCCUCCAAAGAAGGAAAUCACAAAGAUGGAACUGCCGUUCUACAAUGGCUACGGCACGCUAGAAGACAGUCUGGCCAGCUCCAAAACGUUUAUGCCAAAACCACCUAAGGUGGACUUUGAAAAGCAAGUGGAUUAUUCCCAGAAGGUUUUACGCUACGAAGUUAAACUGGUGAGUCUUUCGCUGCACUUAAUUUUACCUUACUCUACCCCUAUAGUUUCUUUUGAACAAUCCUUUUUAAAAUUCAAGGACAGCGUUCGACCGGAUGAUGCACUUCGUAAAUUCAUUCUCUCUUAUCGUCUGGCCGACGAUAUGAUUUCCAUCUAUGAAGUGGGUCUCCGCAAUACCGGUUUUCCGGGUGGCUACUUCUUACGGCGCUCAAGAGUCGCGAAGCCUGGAUCCACGGCGGAACAACCACGGUAUUACGGUCCUGCGGACUUCGAGUUGGGUGCGAUUAUUGACGUAUUUGGUACGCGGUUUGUGAUAAUGGACGCGGAUGAAUAUGUAAUCAAGUUUAUGGAUGUGAAUCGCGACCAAUUCGAGGACAAGUUAAUUGAAGGCCUGAGAGCCAAGGUCGUCGACCAGCUGAUGCACAAUGAGGAGGUGAAGAAAACGCAACGAUCGUCAAAGAAAUGUGGACCCGCGGACAUACAACGAGCGUAA
Messenger RNA from Dibothriocephalus latus, 819 nucleotides. The record is from the annotation of a GenBank genome assembly. Lineage: Eukaryota; Metazoa; Platyhelminthes; Cestoda; Diphyllobothriidea; Diphyllobothriidae.